AUGUUUCAGCUCUCGUCUCUCGUUCAAAAGGCCCAGUCGCUUGUAGACGCCGCCAACUUCGGCUUUGCUGCGAGCACCACAUCUGACGGCAAUCCUUCCAAAGGAACCCUGUUCCGCCAACAAUUCCGCCUUCCCGACUCCCAAAACCCGCUUCAGGAGAUCACAGCAGAGCUUGUUUUACCUGUGCCUUACACAUCUUCCUCCUCGACUACGUCUAGCUCUACCCAAGGCGAGCGGACUCGGGAUGCGGGGCGACCAGGAAAUACGUAUCCCGGAAAACUGCAUUUGAGCGAACGAUUCCUAUGCUUUUCUACGCAACCUACGAGCUUUCUACCCUCCGCUAGCUUUGGCGCAUCAUCGGCGUUUACGGGACAGACACAUGGGACUGGUCCGUCGGGGAACGGCUUCACCUUGCCGCUGUGUUCGAUUCGGAGAGUAGAACGGCUGAAUAGCCUUGGCCACGUAUUUUCGCUCGCUCUGACGACAUGGAACGGUGCGCUGGUCAAGGGAAGCGGUAAAGAUUCGCAAGCCACAGCGCAAAGAUUUACCCUGCAUCUUGUUGGCAGUCGGCAGGCAUGCGAACGCUUUUGCAACGGCUUGAAGAAGGGGUUGAGGGAGAGCAUGAAGGAAGUGGAUAGUUUGCGAAGCGUCAUUUCAGAGUGCCAUUCUGAAUACAUGUUUACGGCUUCAAGGGUGGGAAAACCCAAAGACCAGGCUGAAUCGGAGCAGCAACCUCGAGAGCCUCCCGACACAGGGCUCGGUUUGGUCUUUAGAUAUCCUGGUGAUGCGCGCAAGCUAAGAGACCGGAGCAAGAUGAGGUUGUGGGGAGAAUAUUUCAGAGAGAACGGCCGCAACGCGACAAUAAUAAGACAGCCUACCUUUCACAAACUUAUUCGUGUUGGGCUUCCUAAUCGGCUACGGGGUGAGAUAUGGGAAAUUUCCUCCGGUUCCUUCUACCUGCGCCUCCGAUCUCCAAAUCUUUAUGAAGAGACCCUCUCCAAGUUUUCUGGGCGCGAAUCUCUCGCGAUUGAUGAGAUUGAGAAAGAUUUGAAUCGCAGCUUACCCGAAUACCCCGGGUUUCAAAGCGAAGAAGGGAUUGGGAGACUGCGGAGAGUUUUAACCGCCUAUAGCUGGGUAAACGAAGAAAUUGGAUAUUGCCAGGCGAUGAAUAUCGUUGUUGCAGCCUUGUUGAUCUAUAUGUCCGAAGCACAGGCAUUCUUCCUCCUAUCUGUAUUAUGCGACCGCCUGCUUCCAGGCUAUUAUUCCACCACCAUGUAUGGAACAUUGCUGGAUCAAAAAGUGUUCGAAUCGCUUGUUGAAAAGACGAUGCCUAUUCUCUGGGAGCACUUAGUGCGCUCAGAUGUUCAGCUCUCUGUCGUGUCUCUCCCUUGGUUCCUCUCUCUAUAUAUCAACUCAAUGCCCCUUGUGUUUGCCUUUCGCGUUCUAGAUGUGUUUUUCCUCGAGGGUCCAAAAGUUUUGUUCCAAGUUGGCCUUGCAAUACUACGAAUAAACGGUGAAGAGUUGCUUGAUGUCACUGAUGAUGGGACUUUUAUCUCCAUCCUCAAGUCUUACUUUUCGCGACUCGAUGAAUCUGCUCACCCUCGAUCAGAAAAUCCGAAAUUACGUGCCAUCACUCGAUUUCAGGAGCUCAUGGUUGUUGCCUUCAAAGAGUUCUCUGGAAUUACUCACUCUACUAUCACCGAGGAAAGGGCCAAGCAUAAGGAUGCCGUUCUCGACAGCAUUGAAGGCUUUGCCAAACGAACUUCUAUCCGGAAUCUCGGCCCCGAGAGUAAGAAGUUGAGCGUUGACGACUUAGGCGCGAUUUACGACCGCUUUUAUGAAGUUUUAUACGAUCGACAACAGCGAAUGAGACUGAUAGAAGAAGAGAAAAAGCGAAUGGAUCGAGCGUAUAGGAAGAGUGCUGCUCGUUAUUCUGUCUUGGCCUCAAAUGCGGAAGCCCAAGUUGGUCGCGUCGGCCUUGGUCCAAGCCCUACCCAAAUGGACUACGAAGGAUUCCAGGAGUUCUUAGCUGCCACGGCAAGAUGGGCAGUUGCAGACUCACCACGCUCGUCACUCAGAGAGUCAACCUCGGAUCGUGAUAAAGGGUCGUAUCGUGCUUCUAGUAUGAGAAGUAUCAAGUCCUUGGAUUCGGGUAACUAUCCUGAACCGAUCGAUCACGACUUUGUUCGACGCCUUUACAACAAAUGGCAUACCGAGGAGAGUGAAGCUUUGAGUCUACAGAACGUAGUUAACGGUCUGGCGCGCAUAAAAGGGUCUCGAGACAUUAUGAGCACGAUAAACUACUUUUUUGAUCUUUACGACGACAAUGGAACUGGACAGGUAGACAGAGAGGGCAUCUUGCGGAUGUCUGAGGCUUUAUUGUUCCUGUCUCGACGGGGAUUUGAAGGGACUGUGAAUCCUACCCAGGCGGAGGAGACAGAUCAAGCCCCAAAACGAUCGCGAACAAACCUAGCUCCCGAAGAAAAGUUUUUGGGUAGCGUUAGCGAUUUUAUUCAGCGAUGUUUCGAGUACGCUGACCCAAGCCACCCUCAGAAUCAAGAUAGUUCUGGAAGCGACAAUAUUGCAGAGACGGAAGCCAAGCUUGAUGCAUUCAGCAUUGGCGACGACGAGGAUGAAGAUGAUCUCAUAGACGUGAACGACGAUGAUAAAAAUGAACCUCCUACACCCUCUACUUCAAACAAUACGCCUCCUUCACCCCAACCGAUUGCAAUCCCUCAGGAUACUCCACUUUCGCCUUCGAAACUCGCCUCUGAGUCUGCAAAUAUCGCCCUUGAUCCGGCCCAUCCGCUCCAUAUCACGCUCCCCACAUUCCGUAUGGUAAUUCUCGCCGACGAGCUCCUUGAGCAAUUCUUUGAAAAUUUCUUCCCGCAAUCAUUCCACCUGUCCGAUCGCCCAACGCCCACAUCACGCUCAACGUCCCUUUCUUCAAACCUCACCACCUUCGCCAAUCUCAGCUCUUCCCGUACCUCACCCCCUAAAACAACGGGUGCCACUACCGUCGCAGGUGCAUCCGGUGGUAUCGUGCCACCUGGCCAUAAAGGCCUGCGCGGCGUCUUAGACAACAUCGUUUCCGACGGAAUGCGCAUGGCUGCUGAAGUGAAGAAGCGGAUGGACGAAGCGCAGCGUGAGAUGGAGCGCAAUGCGCUUAGCCGAAAUACCGAAGAUGACGAGGAUGAUGAGGACGACGAUGGCGCUAGUUAUGAUGAGCGGAGGAGAGACAAUAGAGCUACGCACGCGGCGAGAGAGAGGGAUAGGGAUCUUCUUGAAGGCGCGGAAGUUAUGAGUGUUAGGGAGAAGGAUGAGAAGGAAAGGUUGUUGCCAUCUUCCUCGGCUUCUGGGGAUACUGGGGAGAGGCCGGAGAGUAUUGUGGUGGAUAAGGUGGAGUUCGAUUCUUAG
Uncinocarpus reesii 1704 is the source of this 3417-nucleotide messenger RNA. RefSeq lists its product as uncharacterized. The record is from RefSeq and is a predicted model, not a curated record. NCBI's taxonomy places the organism in Eukaryota, Fungi, Ascomycota, Eurotiomycetes, Onygenales, Onygenaceae. Bases 1 to 3417 code for a protein of 1138 amino acids. The transcript is spliced from 3 exons.